Chaetura pelagica (chimney swift) is the source of this 1058-nucleotide messenger RNA. RefSeq names its product hyaluronan and proteoglycan link protein 2 (gene HAPLN2). The record is from RefSeq and is a predicted model, not a curated record. Gene Ontology annotation, molecular function: hyaluronic acid binding. The transcript is spliced from 5 exons. The annotation marks the transcript as partial. Gene Ontology annotation, biological process: cell adhesion. Lineage: Eukaryota; Metazoa; Chordata; Aves; Apodiformes; Apodidae.
AUGAGCUCAGACCAGCAGCAACUGGGCUGGGGUCGUGUCCUGACGCUGCUGCUGGGGCUGAGGAAGGAGAAUGAGUCACUUUGGGAGGUUCUGGAGAGCGUCCUGCUGCUGGUGGUGGUUUUGGGAGGGCCCAGGCUGCAGUACCUCCUGGAACCCCUCCACCCCGUGGUGCAGACCCAGCGCGGGGCCACGGCCACCCUGCCCUGCGUCCUGCGCGCCCUGCCCGGCAACUACCGGGUGAAGUGGAGCAAGUUGGAGCCCAGCAACUAUGGGGAGAACAUCAUCCUGAUCACCAACGGCUUCUACCACAAGAACUACGGGCCCCUGAGCCCCCGGGUGAGGCUGAGGCGCAGCCACCGCUACGAUGCCUCCCUCACCAUCACCCAGGUGGCCCUGGAGGACGAGGGCAGGUACCGGUGCCAGUUGGUCAACGGGCUGGAGGAUGAGAGCGUCUCCCUCACCCUCCACCUGGAAGGUGUUGUCUUCCCCUACCAGCCCAGCAAUGGGCGCUACAAGUUCAACUACCACGAAGCCAAGGGAGCCUGUGAGCAGCAGGACUCCCGCCUGGCCACCUACCAGCAGCUCUACAAAGCCUGGACGGAGGGUCUGGACUGGUGCAAUGCUGGGUGGAUCCUUGAUGGGACUGUCCACUACCCCAUCAUCAACUCAAGGGAACCCUGUGGUGGUCGCCUCCUCCUGCCAGGUGUCCGUACCUACGGGGCCAGGGACAAGCAGAAGGACAGAUUCGAUGCUUUCUGCUUCACCUCUGCUCUUCAAGGCCACGUCUACUUCAUCCGUGGCCACCUGAACUUCAAGGAGGCCACCCAAGCCUGUCGCAACCAGGGAGCUGCCGUGGCCAAGGUGGGGCAGCUCUACUCAGCCUGGAAGUUCUCCCAGUUGGACCGGUGUGACGGGGGGUGGCUGGAGGACGGGAGUGUCCGUUACCCCAUCAGCACCCCCCGGCAGCGCUGCGGGGGGCUCCCCCAGCCCGGCGUGCGCAGCUUCGGCUUCCCCAGCAAGGAGCUCCGCACCUACGGGACCUACUGCUUCAGCAGGGG